Messenger RNA from Aethina tumida (small hive beetle), 1317 nucleotides. Its product is annotated as KICSTOR subunit 2-like. The record is from RefSeq and is a predicted model, not a curated record. The transcript is spliced from 5 exons. The coding region runs from base 55 to 1278 and encodes 407 amino acids. Gene Ontology annotation, cellular component: KICSTOR complex. Gene Ontology annotation, biological process: protein localization to lysosome; cellular response to glucose starvation; cellular response to amino acid starvation. NCBI's taxonomy places the organism in Eukaryota, Metazoa, Arthropoda, Insecta, Coleoptera, Nitidulidae.
GUUUUUAUGUUUAUAUUUUUUGUCCUUGUUUACAAAAUCUUGUGAAAAAUAAAAAUGGAGAAGGAUGACGAGUUUUUGCACACAUACUUUACGCACGUAUCCCAAUUGUGCUUCGAUAGGGCCAAAGAACAUGUCGAAAAAGAAAAAGAACCAAAGAGCCCAGCAUCCACCUGGAGCAAUUUUCUUAACCUUUUACAACAACUUGCAUUAGCUGAGAAAAGUUACAUUGACAUUGGAUUCUUACAAACUAAACACAAGAGUUUUUUAAGAAAAGAUAAUUCUCUAAGAUCAGUCUAUGAAUCUCUUAAAAACGACCUGAAAAAAAUCGAGGACAGUUGCAGAACAAGUAUAUUGGACAAAAGAGUGCAAAAUUACUGUAAAAACAUUUCACAAUUCAUCAGUGCCAGAAUUAACCUCAUAGACCUUUAUGAAAAGAUUUACAAUAUGGGAGUGAACAGACAAUUAAAGUACACUGAAAUCCUUACAAACAUACAAGAACUGAUGGAAAAAUAUUGUCUGGAAUUCACAGACAUUGCCUUAAUACCUGCCAAGGCUGUCUUCACUUUGGAAUGUGAAAUCCUGGAACAGUUGUUCAAAGCAUUGACUGAACUCCAAAGGUUGCAGUUUCUGCCUUCACUAGCAUUAGUGCAUGGAGCACACACAAGACUGGCUGCAUGGGAAAGCAAAAUGCAAUGCAGGGAAUCAUGGAAGAAACUGGGGCUGGUUUUCAAGAACAAUGCUUUGCCUAGCUUGUUUCAGUGGUUGCAGAAACUAAAAGGGACAGUCCUUAGUAAAUUCAGUCUGUAUUUUCAUGACACACUGGCACAACAGACUACUCCAGUGGAUAUGAGGCAGUUAUGUUCAAAACUGUUGCAUGAUCAUUAUCAAAAGAUGGUUACUUUUCAAAGGAAAUAUGAUGCAGCCUGUGUUAUUUUACUGUCAGACAAUCAAGUUAGUUGUGAUACCACUGAUUAUGACAGUUUUCCAAUAAUUGUCUCUUACCCACCAAGGAGUCCCCCACAGUUGGAAACCAUUUUAAAGAUAAUUUCAGACUCAACUGAAGAGUUAAUGAACAUUGACAAAAUAAUUUAUGAGUUCAGCCCACAGGGGCAGUGUACCUAUAUUUUAUCAACAGUUGAGCCAAAUAUUUAUGUUGUGAUAUUGUUUGAAAGCAAGAAAACUGAAAAAGAUACUUAUAUUAGCAAUUUUAUAUCAGAACUGUGUUUAAAUUUAAGAUGUACAAAGGUUUUUACUAGUUUAAAAAAUACUGGAAAAUGAUUUUAUAUUAAAUGUAUUUGUAAUAUAUAAAUUUUAUUA